Messenger RNA from Lethenteron reissneri (Far Eastern brook lamprey), 1922 nucleotides. RefSeq names its product cell division cycle protein 20 homolog. Lineage: Eukaryota; Metazoa; Chordata; Hyperoartia; Petromyzontiformes; Petromyzontidae. Gene Ontology annotation, biological process: positive regulation of ubiquitin protein ligase activity; positive regulation of anaphase-promoting complex-dependent catabolic process; anaphase-promoting complex-dependent catabolic process. Gene Ontology annotation, cellular component: anaphase-promoting complex. The record is from RefSeq and is a predicted model, not a curated record. Gene Ontology annotation, molecular function: protein binding; ubiquitin ligase activator activity; anaphase-promoting complex binding.
GGCGUCUUCUCCCUCUCCAGAGGCCCCUUGAGAGACGCAGUCUCGCGCACAAAGAACGACCAUUUGUCGUGUCAGCAGCAGCAGCGUCAGUCUCGUGAGAGGAGUGCCCCUUGAGAGAAAGAUCACGUCCUGCUGACAUUUGAGAGCCCAUCCACGUCACCGCUCGUCACCGCUCGUGUCAACGUCUCGCCGCACGACCGUCUCAGGAUGUUGCGGUCCCCGUUUGUCAGUGACGCGAGUCACUCGCUGAAGCCGGAUGCCCCCAUCUCCUCGGGUCGCCAGCUGCGAUGGCGACGCAAGGCGGCGUCCGCUCACACGAGCACGGUGGGAGGCUUGGGCAUGCCAGCCCCCCCUGGCGCCCGCAGCAGCCGCAGCAGCCGCAGCAGCAUCAACAGCAGCAGCAGCAUGAUGGCGGUGUCACCAAUGAAGGGGACUUGCCGCACCAACACUGCGCCAGGACGCACUCGCGUCUCCAAGUGCCGGAAAAUGCCCGGGGCCAAGGGCAAGAGCUCACCUGGUCGCGCCCGCCGCACUCCCCAUGGCGAGCUCGGUGACCGAUUCAUCCCGGUGCGGAACAGCGAGAAUAUGGAGGUGGCACGCUACCUCGUAUCUCGAGAAGAAACAGCAUCUCCACUGAAGAAGAAGCAGGCAGCGAUGAUGCAUCUGCUGAGCGGCGUGGAUGUGGAGAAAGCACGAAUCUUACGUUACCAGGGACGCGUACCCGAGGGCUGCAGCGGCUCCACACAGCAGGCGCUGUGCUCCAUGCCGGGCUACACGCCGCUCUCCCUGCUCAAGAAGAAGCGGCGCGUACCCACGCAGCCCGCACGGGUGAUGGACGCGCCGGGCGUCCGCAAUGACUUCUACCUCAACGCGCUGGACUGGAGCGUGGACAACGUGGUGUGCAUGGCGCUGGGCCGCCUGGGGACGUUCCUGUGGGACGCGGCAACGGGGACUGUGACCCAGCACAUGGAGGCCUGCAACGAGAUGGAGGGGCGGUACUACCCCUCGUCCGUCUCGUGGGUACCAACCAGCGGCAACUUCCUCGCCAUAGGAACCAGCUUCAACACCGUGCAGAUCUGGGACGUGGAGCGCCGCAAGCGUCUCAGGAGCCUGUCGGGUCACGUGGGGCGUGUGAGCUCCCUGUCCUGGAACGGACACCUCCUGGCAAGUGGGUCCCGCUCGGGAGAGAUCCGCCAGGACGACGUGCGGGUGGCGCGGCAUCACGUGGCCUCGCUGAGCGGCCACGCGCGGGAGGUGUGCGGCCUGGCCUGGUCCCCCGGCGGACGCCUGCUCGCCAGCGGAGGCGACGACAACAGGCUCCUCGUGUGGGCCAGCGGCAGCACGUCCCCGGCACCCCUCCACUCCCUCAAGGAGCAUACGGCCGCCGUGAAGGCGCUCGCGUGGUGCCCCUGGCAGGCGAGUUUGCUGGCGAGCGGAGGUGGAAGGAACGACCACCACAUCCGCCUGUGGAAUGUCAACACGGGAGUCUGCUCCAAAGCAGUGGACGUUGAGUCUCAGGUGUGCUCCGUGUUGUGGUCGAGCGAGCACAGGGAGCUGCUGUCCGCCCACGGCCACCCCAAGAACCAACUCGCUCUGUGGGCAUACCCGGCGAUGGUGCCCGUCGCCCAGCUCCUAGGACCCACACAGCGCGUGCUGCAGGCUGUCGCGAGCCCCGACGGUUCCUCGGUGAUGUCGCUCGCUGCCGAUGAGACUCUGCGCCUGUGGCGCUGCUUCCAGGUGGACGAGUCGCGCAAGAAGCAGCAGCUGGGGGGCACCGCUACGGGGAGGCUCUCCCAGAGCUUGCGCUAGUCCCGUAGUCCCCCCCUUGCCGACAGCCCACUGGCAACAACUCCUAGCGACCUUCUUGGCUCUUUCGGUAAAGUCACCACGUAGAAGGGAAAUAAUACAAUAAUAAAAAAUCA